CGGAGCCUUGCUUGUGCUCGUGGGCGAGUGCAGCGCGCCCGCGGCUCUCAAAUCGAGAGCUUCAUCCCCCGCGACCAUUACCCUGAGCAUGUGAAAAGCGAUUAGCGCCACGGAGUGAUGACGGAGACGAACAUCUCCGGGAUGGACACCUCGGCGGCGGCGGCGGCGCUGCCCGACCUCAUACUCCUGCAGGUGAUCGGGCUGCUGCCCGCCGCCGACGUCGUGUCCAUCGGCCAGGUGUGCCGCCACUGGCGCCGGGUCGCCUUGGGCGAGGAGGUCUGGCGGCGCCGGGAGCUAGACGCGACCUGCGACGAGGCCGACGGCGGCCGCCAGCUGGUUCGCGUGCUGCGCUUCGCGCCCUGCCUCGCCGGCCUGAGCGUGGCCACCACCAGCUGGAGCAGCCCGCGGCACGCCGCCAGGGCCGCCGUCAAGCAGGCCCUGCUGCAGGCCGACUGCAAGGUGGAGCGCAUCACGGACGUGUGGUGCCAUGUGGACGGCGAGUGGGCCUCGGCGAUGCUGGCGGUGCACGCGGACCACGUGCGCGAGGUGGGCGCGUGCCACGUGGACGGCGCGCUGCUGCAGGCCCUGCACACCAUGGCGCUGCACCGCGCGCUCCGCGGCCUGCAGGUCUGGCACGGCGACGUCGCCCUGCGUGUCCAGGACGACGACCUGGCCUUCGACGAGGAGGACGGAGAGGGCCGGGGACAGGGCGGACUGCAGUGGGUGGACAUCUUCGACAUACCCCAGGCCACGACCCUCUCCCUGCUGCGAGCGCACCGCCGGACUCUCCAGGAGGUGACCCUGCACGUCGGUACCCCCGCGCCAUCCGCUGUGGGCUGGGGCUGGCGGCACCAGGACGACCGCUGGCCCGACACCUGCAGCCGGCUCCACUUGCAGCUGUCCGCGUGCAGCCUGCAGGCCCUCCAGUCCCUCUUCCUGGACCGCUACGGACGGUCGCACCCCUUGCCCGCCUGUGCCGCGCAGCUCGCCGACCUGAGGGGGGCACUCCCGGGCGUCACCGUGACGUGCCUUCAGUGCGAGGAGGACGCGAAGAGCAAGAAGACGUCGGGGGCCUCGAGUCCGUCCACCCCGAGCUUUGUACAGCAACCGGGCUCGUAGAACAAGAAUAUCCACAGACUGCGAUACCCCUUGACGGGAGCGCCGAUACUCCACACUCGAAUCAUGGCAAUGCGUGUAGCCAACAGAGCACAUCGAAGUUUCUUUCCGGGGUCACGUUGUGUCGGAUCGCCGAUGAUCCCUCUUACUCAUUGAAGCAUCAAUUUAUUACUUAUUUUAACCGUAUUAACAUACGAUUUCGACUGUAAAAACAAUUAUGCUGUACUGUGUUUCUAGUAAAUCAUAACAGUUUUAGGGGUGCACGUUGGUACUGAAUUUCUCAUGUUUAUGCUAUGUUAGUGUUGGUGAAUCAGGAAGAAGGAUACAUUUUUGCUCGAAAUGUGUUCUAUUUGUGCGUUUUGCUCAAUUUCCUCGUGUAAAAAUUGAUCAAAUACACAGCAUCUUAUUUCUCUUGGUCGGGAAGCUCUUGAAGGUACGUGUGCAUCGAGCUUAUCGCGGAAUGAAAAUGUUUCACCACCGUGCAAGUGAACCAAGCAGCCAACGAUUGCCAUUACGUGAUGUAAACAAUUCUUUCUCAAUCCCUCACUAUUCCAUAAAGUGCAUGGACAUACGAGACAUCAAAUGUUAUUAAGCAGUAUUGUUGACUCAGACGUUACGUUACCGCAUUUUUAACCCCUAAGUGUAGGAGUCACUUCACAUCUUUUCCCCAUACACUUAUUUGGGAUGAACAGGACUUUCCUUCUGUCUGCUAUGUGUAUACUACAGUGUAAAAUGCAAUCAUGUGAAUCAAAUCCCCCAAAUAAAAUACUUUAUUUCCUGUCCGUU
Molecule: messenger RNA, 1902 nt
Organism: Frankliniella occidentalis (western flower thrips)
Lineage: Eukaryota; Metazoa; Arthropoda; Insecta; Thysanoptera; Thripidae
Exons: 4
Coding region: 118-1119 (333 amino acids)
Molecular function (GO): protein binding
Source: RefSeq, a predicted model, not a curated record